UGGUCCUCCUCCUGGGGGGCGGGGCCCCCUAUAGAAGCGGACCGGCUCUGGGCCGGUCUGCAGGACUCAGCUGACCCAUGUCCGGAUCACCUGCUCAGUUCAGGACCGGGGAGGAUCCGGGACCGGUCCGGCCCGUGCAGAACGGUCUGGACUCUGAGGAGGACCUGGACGACGAGCUGGACGCGUCCCACCUGGAGAGGUUCAUGCGGGACCGGAGGCGGGCCCGGUCCCUGCCGGCCUACCCGGCCUCGCUCCUGGACGGGGACUCCGGCAGGAAGCGGGUCAAGUUCGCGGACUCUCUGGGUCUGACCCUCAUCAGCGUCAAGCACUUCAGCGCCCAGGAGGAACCUCAGAUCCCCUCCAAGGUCCUGUCCCGGCACCAGAGCUUCCCGCCCCAGCAGCAGGACCUGGGCGACCUGCAGAACCUCCGGUCCGGCCUGGACACGGACCGGCUGGUGGCCUGCUUCCCGGAGCUCCGGGACUCGGACCGGAAGGUCCAGGACCUGCGGGUCUGCCUGGAGAAGGUGCUCAUCACGCAGUUCGAGGUCCGGGGUCAGGUCCGGGUCCUGAGGGGGCUCGCGGUCCGGGAGGUGGGUGUCCGGUACACCUUCAACAGCUGGCUCUCGCACGUGGACGCGCAGGCGCUGCCGGUACCGGGAGAAGAAGCGGCGGGUUCGGAGCCGGGUUCUGUGGGGGACCGGUUCGGGUUCACGGUCUACACCCCGCCCUUCAUGGACCCCAGCUCCAGCGUGGACUUCGCCGUGUUCGUGCGCAGCGACCAGGGCGAGUUCUGGGACAACAACCAGGGCCAGAACUACACGCUCCGGUACCGGAGCAUGCCGGUCCAGAACUUCAGCAACGCCUUCAGCGCCACCUGAGCCGGAGCAGGACCCUCUGGACCCCGAGACCCACAGAAACCUACAAUAACCUGCUGGACCCUCCUAAGGCCUCAUUCCCCCCAAGACCCCAGUCUCCACUAAAACUUAAUUUAAAUCCCAGAACCAAAGAGGAGACCUGGAUCAGCCUCUCGUGACCAGGACAAAGACCUGGAUCAGCCUCUGGUCACCGGGACAAAGACCUGGACCAGUCUCACUGGGACAAAAACCUGGACCAGUCUCUGGUCACCAGCACAAAGACCUGGAUCAGCCUCAUGUGACCAGAACAAAGACCUGGACCAGUCUCUGGUCACUGGGACAAAAACCUGGACCAGUCUCUGGUCACCAGGACAAAGACCUGGAUCCUUUACAGUCCCAGUGAUUGAGUUAAUUAUGAAAUGUACCAGUUAAAUCUUGUUUUUGUUUGUUGUUAAUCACCAACAGGAGCUUUAGUUCUAAACUGAAACUGAAACCUAAGUUCAGUUUGAGCUUUUCACAUCUUUGGACUGGAAACCAACAUGGCCGCCUUGUUUGUAGAUGAACUUUUCGUCUGUUCGCUCUUCGUGUCUCAAUAAAUCAGUCGCACACCUUCGGCUCUUCGACUACCGUUAGUAAACGUGUCGCUGGUGGUGUU
This is a messenger RNA of Nematolebias whitei (Rio pearlfish), 1509 nucleotides long. It is a transcript of the gene ppp1r3g, whose product is annotated as protein phosphatase 1 regulatory subunit 3G. Gene Ontology annotation, biological process: regulation of glycogen biosynthetic process. The record is from RefSeq and is a predicted model, not a curated record. NCBI's taxonomy places the organism in Eukaryota, Metazoa, Chordata, Actinopteri, Cyprinodontiformes, Rivulidae. Gene Ontology annotation, cellular component: protein phosphatase type 1 complex. Gene Ontology annotation, molecular function: glycogen binding; protein phosphatase 1 binding. The coding region runs from base 78 to 878 and encodes 266 amino acids. The transcript has a single exon.